AUUGUUUUUCUUGGAGCGGUAUUUGUUUUUGAGUGUCUGUGCGUAAAAGCUGGCGCGCCUGUCGUUGCAUGACGCACUGUCGGUGGAAGUAUGAUCUGUUUGCAGGAGCACUCAUGACUCUGUGUCCGCCUUCAGAAGAGACCUGUUGGAUUAGUAGACAAGCACAUAAAAACCCUCCUUCCAAGGUUCAUCUGUGUGAGUGUUGGAGUCCUGCUCUGUGGAUUUUCCCCUCCGUAAAGUCAGCUCUUCUCUCAGCGAUCCCAUGGAAGAAAGUAUGUUUUUAUGCAACACGAGUGCCAUAAAGGACUGGAGCUAUUUUCUGUCUAAGAUAUUACCUCUGAUGAAUAAAACCACAGGCUUGGUCAGCUUGGAUAAAUCGGAGACAGCGACUACAACGGUGGUGACAUCUCUGCAACCGGACGGAGCAAUGAGCGCGAGUAACCCGCCUCCAGACUCCAACCAAACCUCCGGUAUGGAGCAUAUCUUUCAGUAUUCUUACUCAGAGAACGACCUGCUGUUCACGGACUACAGGACGCCUGCCAGGGACUCCACUCAGUUGCCCAAAGCGGUCCUGUACCUGGUCAUUUCCGCGCUGGUGGUGGUGGCAGUGGCGUAUGCCAUAGUGGGACACCUGGUAAAGGAUGUUGUGAAUGACUUUGUUGGUGGAGGCCGGUCAAUUGUUGCUGAAGGUGAUGGUGGUGAAACCACUGAUCCAGAUUGGGUGUUUGACCCUCGUCGACCUGCAAACCGCAACAAGACAGAAAUCAGCUGCGUCACUAGUAACACGCAUGAGAUGAGUGAGCUGGCUGAGAGCUACGUAUCACUAAACCACACCAGCUGCCUGAGCCCCAGCAGGCCGGAAGUGACUGUGUUCACUGUAGAUGAAACCAUCGAGCAACGUCUCCCUGAAGCCCACUGUGGGACUUAAACGUAACUCCCUGAUGUUUUCCUGAGAGAAACAAAGAAGCAUAUUUGCUUAGAUUUCCCAUUUGAAGUUGAUUCACCAGUUGUUUGUGAAUUGAAGCUUUUAUCCACUGUGGCAUCACCUGCAGGUUGGUAGCGAAGGCUGUGUGAUAUUGAGCCACAGUGCAUGUGGAGACAUCAGAUGCUGGAUCUUUGUUUAAAUGGGACUCCUUCCUGUCUGGAUCAUGUGAGGAGAGGAUGGCACCACCUUCAUUUGGGUUACAGAUAGACUGUUUUCCCCAUAUCUUAUCCCAUUUUCCAUGACCUUAUGAAUAUCAAGCUUUAAUGUAUAACACUACCACACUCUAUUCUCCCUGUAAUAACAUGUAUCACCUUCGGUAUGCACCUCAGUCAUCAUUCCUUAUUGUGAUAUUACCUGACCGUCUUUUCUGUGCACAAUGAAUUUACUGAGGCAAAAAAAAGCCUUUUUGUUACAUCAUGCUAUUAGCUUGAUCUGAAGAAAUGCUAAUUCACCUCUAUGAACCUUUUUGCACCCAAAUGGAAAAAAAAAUAAAAAUAAAAAAUAGAGACAGUUGUUAGUUUAGAUAUUUCUUGAUAAAUGUCAGUUUACCUGUUUUACUUCACCUUAAAGGGCUGCAUGCUGCUGCUAAAACCCAAAACUGAAACCACUGGGGCUGCAUGUUUUUCUGUGCAUGCUGUGAUCAUCUUGUCAUGCACAUACAGCCACUGUCAAAUACUAUAAAAGACAUGUUUCCACUGUUUCCUGUUGCACAAGCAUCCAGAGAGCAACCCAUUGCAUUUUUUUUUUACUUGAUGCUGUUAUGCACUGUAACGUUUUUUUAA
Molecule: messenger RNA, 1767 nt
Organism: Cyprinodon variegatus (sheepshead minnow)
Lineage: Eukaryota; Metazoa; Chordata; Actinopteri; Cyprinodontiformes; Cyprinodontidae
Exons: 3
Coding region: 263-928 (221 amino acids)
Source: RefSeq, a predicted model, not a curated record